Molecule: messenger RNA, 453 nt
Organism: Perkinsus marinus ATCC 50983
Lineage: Eukaryota; Perkinsozoa; Perkinsida; Perkinsidae
Exons: 3
Coding region: 1-453 (150 amino acids)
Biological process (GO): phosphorelay signal transduction system
Source: RefSeq, a predicted model, not a curated record
AUGCCCACCUUUUCUGGAGUUGAGGCUAUCGAUUUGGUCCUUGCUGAUGAUGAGGACGACAAUUUGGAUGUGGCCGAGAUGAGCCUUACUUGUCAUGGCUUCGACGAAGAUCGAAUCAGGAGAGUUAAUGGUGGUGAAGAUGCAAUUGAAAACGUUAUAGAGCUACAGGAGAGUGACGAUGUGGACGACCCCCUUAUCGUGCUGUUAGAUCUCAACAUGCCACCUAAGAUGGGAGGCGCCGAGGCAGCCGAGACCAUAAGGAAAAUGAUGGACAACGAGGAACUGGAGCGUAACGUCAUGUUGGUUUGCUGUUCGGCCGGCAGAGUUGAGGACCUCAAGUCCCAAAAUUGGGCCCAUAAUUUUGACCAUUUCUGCACCAAACCCUUCACCCCACAGACCGCCGAGGAGCUCGCCUCAGCCAUCGAGAGUUGGUGUGAAGAACAAGAUGAAUGA